UCUCUCUCCCUCUCUCUCCCUUAUCUACUCUCCAGAGUUCACAGAGAGCUUCCAUGGCUGUUAUAAGUUUCAACCCCACCAGAAUGAAACACUCCACGGCUCAAUCUCACAAACCCAUAAACCCCUUCACCUCCCUCUCAAAACCCACCAAAAUCUCAUUUCACUCCUUCAAAUUCGCCACAGAAUCACCCAAUAAAACCCUCAAUUUCCAGAAAUUCAACUCGGUCUCCGAAAGCUCGGUUUCCUUGCCAAUGGAGGCCGAGAGUGUCGACGAAGAAGAUGAUCCAACUGCAGAAUUGAGCUAUCUUGAACCGGAAACUGAUCCCGAGAGCAUUUCGGAUUGGGAACUAGACUUUUGCUCUAGACCCAUUCUUGAUAUUAGAGGGAAAAAGAUUUGGGAGCUUGUAGUUUGCGAUAAUACGUUGUCGCUUCAAUAUACAAAGUAUUUUCCUAACAAUGUUAUCAAUAGUAUCACUCUAAAGGAUGCUAUUUUAUCAAUUUGUGAUGAAUUAGGUGUCCCUUUACCGGAUAAAAUUCGAUAUUUCAGGUCACAAAUGCAGACAAUCAUUUCAAAAUCAUGCAGAGAGCUUGGAAUAAAACCUAUUCCUAGCAAAAGGUGUCUAUCCUUGCUUCUUUGGCUGCAAGAACGGUAUGAAACUGUAUACAUGCGACACCCUGGUUUUCAAAAAGGAUCUAAACCACUUCUCACAUUAGAUAACCCAUUCCCAAUGGAGCUUCCAGAGAACUUGUAUGGAGAAAAAUGGGCUUUCGUCCAGUUACCUUUUUCAGCUGUUCAGGAAGAGGUAUCAUCUUUAGAGACGAGGUUUGCCUUUGGUGCAAGUUUAGAUUUGGAUCUCUUAGGAAUUGAAUUUGAUGACAAGACAUUGAUUCCUGGACUGGCUGUUGCAACCUCACGUGCUAAACCUUUGGCAGCUUGGAUGAAUGGACUAGAUGUGUGUUCAAUGGAAGCUGACAUAGAUCGAGCUUGCUUGAUUUUGUCAGUCGGGAUUUCUACACGCUACGUUUAUGCCACCUAUAAGAAAACACCUGUAACUACAAGUGAAGCAGAAGCUUGGGAAGCAACGAAGAAGGCCUGCGGAGGCUUACAUUUUCUUGCCAUCCAAGGUGACUUAGAUUCUGAUGAUUGUGUUGGAUUUUGGCUCCUUUUAGACUUGCCGCCUCCACCUGUAUAGUCUAAGGUAUAAAUAGCAUAUUGUCUCAUACAUUUCUUUCUUAAUUCAGCCACGAAUGAUUGCGAGUCCACCACAUUUUUUCUUUGAAAGCUAAGUUCUAUGAGCUGCUAGUUCGAUUUGUUUGGCUAAAGUAUUUAUGCUUGGUUCUACACGAAUAGUGUGAAGAUGGCUAUUCAUAUAUUUUUCCCCUGUCGGAAACGACUAUUUGUUUUAUGCCUUCCGUUUUGCUUCAACUUGUUGCUGUAUUUGCAGGUGGUUUGAAUUAAUUCAAGAAUUGUCCACAGGAAAUCGAUGUGGGUGGUAAAACUAGAAUGGUUUCAAAGUGAAACAAAAGUAAAUGCUAUAUGUCUCAAAUUCUAAGGCAUUUUCAAGUGCUUUCUGUUUCUUUCCCUCCUUCUAAAUGUUUCUAUGUGUAAAUGUUUUUUUGAACUGGCUUUCUCUCUGCAAUUAAGUCCCAACAAUGUCCUUUUCCAAUUUCCAUAAAUAGCUGGUG
This is a messenger RNA of Ilex paraguariensis (yerba mate), 1686 nucleotides long. The record is from the annotation of a GenBank genome assembly. Lineage: Eukaryota; Viridiplantae; Streptophyta; Magnoliopsida; Aquifoliales; Aquifoliaceae.